AUGAAUCCCCCCGAAACCCCUGAUAGCGAUGCGCCGAAUCCUCCCUCCGCCCACCAUGCGCUCGGUAUUCCUCGCCCUCCCUCUGUCGGUGGAAUCUCGUCCCGAGUGACGGAUAUGUCGGACGAUGGAGAGAACUCGCAGACCUAUACCGGAGGAUCGCAGACCUACACCGGAGGAGCAUCGUCGCUUCCGCCUCGUUCGCAACCGUCCGUCUCCCGACGAGGGCCUCCCCCUGCGAGAAGUUCGGUCAUCACGUCCAUCAGCCAGGCGACGACCAACAGACCAGGAAGCUCGGGAAGCAGACUGAGCCGGACCCAUAUCCCGUCUUUGACUGCGCAGGGCUUUUUCCGGCCUAUGUCCUCCCAGCGUCUUCAAGCACACCGAGGUCGCCCUGUGACAAAAGGUGCCACCGAGUCGUCGGCGGAGGACUGGGACGACGAAGCAACUCAGAACAGAAUCAGUUUCGUUUCGAAUAGCACGCUCCCGCAAAGUUCCGUCCCGCAAGAGGAAGCUCCACCGUCUCGAGGAACCGAAUUCACCGACCCCAUCAUUCCAGAGCGGAAUACAUCCAACGCCAGUCCGACCGGCCAUACCACCACCGCUAGAAGCUUAGGCGAGAGCGCGAGACUGCUGCACGAGCGAGAACGAGCGAAUCGGCCCACUCCGGCGCAUCUCAAUCUUAAUCUGGCGGCCAACUACAACAGUGCCAGUAACCAUGAAACUCCGCCCAGAUCCUCGCUUUCGUUCCUGUCCUUGCAGAACAGAAGCCUCAGGCCGGAGCAUCGGGAUGGUCGACCUCAUGAAAGACUAUCUUCAGCUGGCUCGUCGCCUGGGUCUCUCGAAAAGCAGAACCGAACGGUGAACAAGGGCAACCAGGGCAAGAACUAUGAGUAUUUUACGGGCAACACCGCCUUUUGUGGUGGUGGAAGGCUUCAGAAUUCUCGCGAUAAACCGGUCAACAUUGCAACUGGCAUUUUUGUCGUUGCCCCCUCUGCCCUGUUCUUCGCGUUUUCGGCACCUUGGCUUUGGCAUCAUAUCUCCCCGGCUAUCCCUAUCUUGUUCGGGUACCUAUUCUUCGUGUGCUUCUCAUCCUUCAUCCACGCUUCUGUCGUUGAUCCUGGUAUUAUUCCGCGCAAUCUCCAGCCAAUGCCUCCGCCGGAGACGGAUGAUCCGUUGACGAUAGGUCCUGCGACGAACGACUGGGUGAUGGUCAAGUUGGCGACGUCCGAAGUCGCGGCGAUGGACGUACCAGUGAAAUACUGUAAAACCUGCAGCAUCUGGCGUCCCCCGCGCUGCUAUCACUGUCGUGUGUGCGAUAACUGUGUCGAGACCCUGGAUCACCACUGUGUGUGGCUCAACAACUGUGUUGGCCGCCGGAACUAUCGAUACUUCUUCACCUUUGUGAGCUCGUCUACGUUGCUUGCCUUAUUCUUGCUCGGAGCCAGCCUAGCCCAUGUGCUUGUCUAUCGGUCGCAGGAGGCCGUCUCCUUCGGCACUGCCAUCAACAAGUUAAGGGUUCCGUGGGCAAUGGUCAUCUACGGGGCAGUUGCUGCGCCUUAUCCGGCCUCUCUCUGGGCCUACCAUUUCUUCCUGGUUGGUCGCGGCGAGACCACCAGGGAGUAUCUCAAUUCCCAUAAGUUCGCCAAAUCUGACCGACAUCGGCCCUUCACGCAGGGGAAUGUCCUCGGCAAUUGGAUCUCAGUCUUUGCUAGACCUCGCCCGCCGACGUACAUGCAAUUCAAGAGACCUUAUACAGAAGGGGACCAGCGACUGAGUACCGUGAAACGGAAGUAUCUCCCUCGAGAUGUGGAGGCUCAGGCCGACAUAGAAAUGCAGCAUGUGCCUUCUAGCCAACAACAACAUGCUUAG
Messenger RNA from Aspergillus steynii IBT 23096, 1869 nucleotides. RefSeq names its product palmitoyltransferase ERF2 (gene erf2). Bases 1 to 1869 code for a protein of 622 amino acids. The transcript is spliced from 3 exons. Gene Ontology annotation, cellular component: endoplasmic reticulum; Golgi apparatus. Gene Ontology annotation, biological process: protein targeting to membrane; peptidyl-L-cysteine S-palmitoylation. Gene Ontology annotation, molecular function: protein-cysteine S-palmitoyltransferase activity. Lineage: Eukaryota; Fungi; Ascomycota; Eurotiomycetes; Eurotiales; Aspergillaceae. The record is from RefSeq and is a predicted model, not a curated record.